AUGUGCACCGUUCGCCCCUCUUCCUCACUGCUACCACAGUUGGUCCCAUCACGCUCGACGAUUUUACUCAAUACCCUUCGUCCUUCCUCAAAAAUCCUAAACUUCCGGCCCCCCCGCGGGACACAACGGUUCAGGUCCUUGACCUAUGCACAAUCGAACUGGCAACAAAUACAUCCCGCCUCGAAGCGAUUUUGGCGCCCCGAUCCGACAAAUUAUAAACACUUUGCACAAUGCCCCAUAUCCACCGGCGCCCACCCCCGCUUCCAAACAAGGGCACUUUCCUCGCUCCGUCCAAUGAGAUCUUUCCUUGAGCACACGGAACGAACGGCCAACUCCAACCCGAUGAAUGCUGCUGCUCAGUUAGAGUUUUACAAUGCACUCUACAAGGCGAACAUGCCUGAUAUAAUAGUGGAACGUUAUCAGACGGGACAAUACGCCACAAAUUCGAGGGCAGAGGAACUUUAUAUCAAAUCUUUAGAAAAAAUUGGCCAAAUCGAAAGGGCGAAAAUGAUUGCGGAUCGGAAGGCAGAAAAGGCAGAGACGGCAGAAGGCGAUACCAAGUCCGCCUUGUCGGCAGAAGAGGUUCGCGCGAUAGGCCAGGCAAUUGCUGCUCGAUCGAAGGGAGGCGCCUCAUCCAUUACCGCCAAAAAUCUCCACGGCCGAUAUGGGGACAGGGAUAACCCCCUGUUUGUAGUUGUUGAUGAGACAAUAGGAGGCACGGUUUUCAAAUGGGCAAAAUUUCUUUUGACUUCGGCAGUCAUGAUCUACUUUGUCUUGGUCGUUAUGACCGUCUUCAUCGAAGCAACUGGUGUUCUAAAGAGGGUCGGUGGCAACCCUCCCAACGAAGCCCAAGGCUCCCAGCAAACAGCACGGUUCACCGAUGUACACGGUUGCGAAGAAGCCAAGGAAGAACUCCAGGAACUCGUUGAAUUUUUGAAGGACCCCGCUAAAUUCUCCGCGCUUGGCGGCAAACUCCCCAAGGGCGUUCUUCUUGUGGGUCCUCCAGGCACAGGGAAAACCCUUCUUGCCAGGGCUGUAGCAGGGGAGUCCGGGGUUCCUUUCUUUUUUAUGUCAGGCUCUGAGUUCGACGAAGUAUACGUUGGAGUAGGUGCCAAACGUGUGCGUGAACUAUUCGCUGCGGCUCGGGCAAAAGCGCCAUCAAUUGUCUUCAUAGACGAGCUUGAUGCAAUUGGUGGUAAACGUAAUGAGAGAGACGCAGCGUAUGUCAAGCAAACGCUCAAUCAAUUACUUGUCGACCUCGACGGCUUCGCCCCCAAUUCUGGGGUAAUUUUCUUGGCUGCUACAAAUUUCCCUCAAUUACUAGACAAAGCUCUGACUAGGCCAGGACGAUUUGAUCGAACUGUGAACGUUCCGCUCCCAGAUGUCCGUGGCCGGAUCGAGAUUCUUAAGCACUAUGUCAAAUCCAUCAAAGCUUCUACCGAUGUCGACCUUCAAAUAAUUGCCCGCGGUACACCCGGAUUUUCAGGCGCGGAACUGGAAAACCUCAUAAACCAGGCUGCUGUCAGAGCUUCGAAGUUAAGGGCGAGCCAGGUGCGCAUGGAUGAUUUAGAGUGGGCUAAGGAUAAGAUUCUCAUGGGCGCCGAAAGGAGAAGUGCUGUCAUAUCCCAAAAAGAAAAGGAAAUGACAGCCUAUCAUGAAGGUGGCCAUGCACUUGUGGCUAUGUUUACCGAAGGAGCUAUUCCAUUAUAUAAAGCUACAAUCAUGCCACGUGGGAUGGCCCUCGGCAUCACUUUUCAAUUACCCGAGAUGGACCAGGUUUCUAUGUCUAAAAAAGAGUAUCUUGCCCGAAUAGAUGUUUGUAUGGGAGGCAAGGUCGCAGAGGAACUUAUAUAUGGGCCUGAUAAUGUUACAAGUGGUGCAUCUAAUGAUAUCGCACAAGCAACGAAAAUCGCACAUGCAAUGGUCACACAAAUGGGAAUGUCUGAACUGUUAGGUAAUGUCGACCUACAUAGCAGCUAUCGAAACCUGUCGUCACAAACCAAAGAAGCAAUUGAAACCGAGACCCGUAGGUUGCUUGAGGAAGGUCGGUUGCGAGCAACACGUUUAUUAACAGAACACCGGAAAGAAUUGGAGUUACUCGCAAAAGCUCUGAUUGAGUAUGAAAGCCUAGAUCGUUCAGAGAUGGAAAAGGUCAUCAAGGGCGAACCCCUUGCCAACCGAUUAAAGAUACUCCCGGAUGUUCAGAUAAAACUCCCUGAAAAUGCUAUUGGCGGAACCCAUACAAGCUCAGCAAGCGGGGACAUAGCUAAACCAAAUGAGACAGUCACAUAA
This is a messenger RNA of Orbilia oligospora ATCC 24927, 2292 nucleotides long. RefSeq lists its product as uncharacterized. Bases 1 to 2292 code for a protein of 763 amino acids. The record is from RefSeq and is a predicted model, not a curated record. NCBI's taxonomy places the organism in Eukaryota, Fungi, Ascomycota, Orbiliomycetes, Orbiliales, Orbiliaceae. The transcript is spliced from 4 exons. Gene Ontology annotation, biological process: protein quality control for misfolded or incompletely synthesized proteins; mitochondrion organization. Gene Ontology annotation, cellular component: mitochondrial inner membrane. Gene Ontology annotation, molecular function: ATP hydrolysis activity; metalloendopeptidase activity; ATP binding.